Messenger RNA from Prosopis cineraria, 2718 nucleotides. RefSeq lists its product as uncharacterized. Gene Ontology annotation, molecular function: lipid binding. The record is from RefSeq and is a predicted model, not a curated record. NCBI's taxonomy places the organism in Eukaryota, Viridiplantae, Streptophyta, Magnoliopsida, Fabales, Fabaceae. Gene Ontology annotation, cellular component: endoplasmic reticulum.
AUUGGUUUUAUCCUCGGGGUGGUGGUGGUUGUUUCUGCUGAAGCUCUUAGUGUGUUAUGGAUCGUGAAACUGAUGGGAAGCCAGAUCAAGAAACGUGGCGAAUCGAAAUUUCUCGUGGGGGGCCGGGAAAUUGAUACCCAACAAUCUCUUAGUUCAGCAUUUAAGAAACAGGGUGUGGUUUGGGUUCUAGAGUACAACAAAAUCUCAAAAGUCUGGCUUGACAGAACAUCAAGAGAGCAAAAAAGAAAAAAAGAAUUUGUGGUGGUUUCUCCUGUUAAAAAGUAUGGAAAAAUUACCGACCAAUCAUUUAUUCUGACAGAAACUGAUGGAUUGUGUACAACUAUUCAGCUAAAGGGCUGCAUAGUUGAAGCCGUUUCUUCUACAAGUCUUUCUUCAAAAAAAUGGGCAAAGAAGCUCCCCAUCAAAGUUGAAAGUUCUUCUGCAAUAUACAAUGGCAGCAAAAUCCUUUACAUAUAUCUUGAGACUUCAUGGGAGAAAGAAUCUUGGUGUAUGGCCCUCCGUCUGGCUUCUUGUGAUCAAAAUGAAAAAUUAAAAUGGUUUUCCCAGUUGCAUGAAGAGUUUCAUUAUCUGAUAUCUUUAAAUGCUGAAUAUCCUUCAUUUAUGAAACCAUCGGCAGGAUCAAGUGUUGAAGCAAUAGAUAGGGUCAUUAAGCCUGAUAGUGGUCACUCAAAAGUUCGUCAAUUUUUGAGGAAAUUGUCAAGGAAGACUUCCAGAGUUAGUCUAGAUAAUAAAUCAACUUGGUCUUCAUUGUCAGGCUGUGAAGAAAAAAAGAACAGUGAGAAGCUUCAUGCUUGUAAAGAUUCAGUUGCAUCUGUUAACUUGAUGAAAACUGCUUCAGCAAAGCAUUGUAAGAGUUCUACUGAAGACAAUGCUCCACCAUUAUCUUCAAACCAAUCCUGUUCAGAAAGCCAGAGUCAUUUGUCUGCUGCUGAUUCUGUCGAGAAGAUUGGUAUUGAUGAGGGAACAUUAUGUUGGAACCUGUUAAUUUCUCGUCUCUUUUUUGAUGCCAAAGGCAGUGCAGAGUUGAAGAGAUUUUUUCAAGCAAAGAUUCAGAAACAAUUGUCUAGUAUGAGAACUCCCAGUUAUAUUGGUGAAGUCAUCUUGACAGAAUUAAGUACUGGAAAUAUUCCUCCUUGUAUCAUGGGAGUGAGGGUUCUUCCUUUGGAAAUGAGUGAGGUAUGGACCUUAGAAGUUGACAUUGAAUAUGCUGGUGGUGCGCUAUUAGAGAUUGAAACAAGGCUAGAAGUUGGUGAACUAGAUGUCCAUAAAGAGAUAGAGGACUCAAAUCUGGAUUCAGGCAAUGUUGGGGAUGUCCCUGCAGAUUUUCUUGAGGGUUUUGAAUAUUUGGGAAAACAAUUGAACCUCACUGAAGGUACCAGUGACUUACAAGAGCCAAAGGAAGAUGGCGAUGUGAAUAUUGACCUAUCUAAGAGCUUUAGGAGCUCUUCAUGUUCCUCAAGCUCUGGAUCCAGAUGGAAGUCUAUGUUAAAUUCUGUUGCCAAACAUGUUUCGCAGGUACCUCUCUCUUUGGCAGUAAGGGUAGCAUCCCUCAGAGGCACAUUGCGUGUAUACAUAAAGCCACCUCCAUCUGAUCAAUUGUGGUUUGGUUUCACAUCAAUGCCUGAUAUGGACUUCAACCUGGAGUCAUAUAUUGGGGAUCGCAAGAUUACCAAUGGACAUGCUGCUUCUUUCUUGGUCAAACUGUUGAAGAUGGGAAUCCGGGAAAAUUUAGUGCUCCCAAAUUGUGAAUGCAUCUGCAUCCCUUUCAUGCAAGCAGAACAAGACGACUGGGUUCCUUUUAAUGUUGCUCCAUUCAUAUGGUCUAACCAAACAUCUGGAAUCGAGACUUCCAAUUCAGUUGGAGCUAGUGCAAGGACCUCAACUGAUAAUCCGGAGCAUGAUCAAAAAAAGCCAAAAAAUGCUGAAUUUAAUCAAGAACCAGCAAACAAAUCAAUAGAUGCUUGUGGAGUCCGAUCAAGUUCCUUCCGUACACCAGGUAGUGUGGAAGAAUUGAUAACACCAUCGUUGGAGGACAAAGAAAAACCACAAGAAACAAGAGACUUGAAAGAGUUGGGUUUGCCUUCUAUUGAGAAGGUUAAACCUCAAGAAACUAAGGACGUGGGAGAACUUAGACCAUCUUUGUUACAGAAUUUUAGGUCACAAGACAGUAGUGAACAUAAGAUGGGGGAUAGCUCGUCCUCGUCAACACCCAGGAUGAGAGGUAAUUUGUUGGAGAGACAAGAUACUAUGGAUGUGACCAGGCCAAAGAAGAUGGGGAGAAAGGAAAAGAUGCAUGAUCUGCGGAGGAAGAUGAGUGAGAAGUUUGAGGAAAAGAAGCGUCAUAUUGGAGAGAAGAGCAAGCACAUAGUUGACAGGAUGCGAGGACCUCGAGAAUCAUGAACAAAAGGACAGAAUAUGUGCACAUAAUGUUAAAUGAUCUGUUGAUGAUGUCAGCAAAAUGCCAUUCUUACGUCUGAAAAUGUCAGGCAUCAGAACCUGUUUCACUGAUGAGUUGUGCACUUUAUUGAUGUUUAGAAGGAUUCAAUGGCACAAGGCAUGCAUUAAUGAUCCUUCCACAGGAGAGUUUGUAAUUUCUGCAGCACUGGGCACGAUAGAGAGUUCAGUUGUUGAGCGCCAAAUGAUUGUUACUAGAAAUGCUCUAAAGGAUUUUUUAUAUUUGAGUAAUAAUAUAUCAUU